AUGGCAGCAGGAGAUGACUUGAAGGACAGUACAGCAGGUGACUUUUGUCUCAUAGGUGUCUGUCUCUGCCUCACAGGAGGGUUUAGGCUGCUGCUGGUGGCAGUGGGGACAGCCCAGCAGGAGGCAGUGGCCUUUCUGGAGGAGGAGAGCAUGGCUAUGAACAGGAUGAAGAUCCACUUAAAGCACAAGUGAGCCUUUGUUGAGGAUAAGCUCAAACUGGAGAAGAUGCCCGCUCACUCUAAGGGCUUCUUCUUAAAAGUAGGGAGUGCUGUGAAUUCAGGAAGACCUCCAGGUUGGAUGCCCUCCCCCCACAUCGGGCUGAAGGACAAACGGUCUCGAAUCAGGUGGGUCAUCAUGGAGACCGACACCUGCUUCAAGGACUUUCUUGUCAGACCUAGAGAGAAACAGCCAGAUAAAAAGGGCAUGAACUUGCAGUGUGAGCAACAGAGACCAAACUCCCUGCUCACCUCGCUCGAGACAGCCCACCGACCCGGUGAGCCCCCUGAGACCGGGGUUGAGGUAUGUGGGGCUGACAUUUACCUUGAUAUGACGUACAGAAGCAUUGACCAGGCAGGAUCAGAAAGCCAUAGCUGCACCUCGGGGAACAACUUCUGGAGCAUCCUGCGGCAUGGGAAAGGGUUUUCUGCAUGGCAUAGUGAUGUGGAGAUGCUCCUCAAAAUUGAUGUGUUUGGUCAUGUCACCUAUGAUGACAUGACCUUGACACACCAGUAUGAUUAUGAUUUUGUUGAGCCCCUCUACCCUGACUUUUGGCUUUUAAAGAAACCAAAUGUCAGGGUAAUGUGACUGGGGGAAGAUGCUGAGAAGAUCCCCGCUUCCUUGCCUUCCUUUGGGGAGCUGCUCCCUUGA
Opisthocomus hoazin is the source of this 867-nucleotide messenger RNA. The record is from RefSeq and is a predicted model, not a curated record. Lineage: Eukaryota; Metazoa; Chordata; Aves; Opisthocomiformes; Opisthocomidae.